AUGUACGUCGCCCGCGUCCGCGACGACAUGAUCGUGUGGGCAGCAAAGGGCGUGCUCGAGCUGGAGGGGGCGGUGGAGAGCAUGGUCGUCGAGGGCCUCGGCGUCCAGGACGAGCACAUCGAUGCGCACCUGGGACUGGAGGUGCGGGCAGGGGACGGGAGGUGGCUCGCCGUGCUGCCAGAUCCGACGACCUUCACCUUCGUGGGCAGCAAGAUGUUGACGGUACUGGAGCGCGAAGGUCUCUUCCGCCUGAGCCAAUGGCCAUGUUGGUGCCUCCUGGAGAGUGGAAGGAACCGAGCGAUAUCCUUGGUUUGCGCCAAGGUGCCAGUCACCAUCAGGGACCUCGGGUGCACUUGCAAGACCUUCCCCAACUACUUCGACGUGCUAAGCACCUUCGUCAAGAACUACAUCGGAGAAUCUAUGGUGGUGACCAAUGGGAGGGUCACGCCGUGCAUCCACCAUGUCAGGACGCCAAGGAACCGCGAUUGCCUGUCGGUGCUGUUCAGGUGGUGGGGGAAGGACGGUGUCCUGCUGGGCGCCAUGGAAGAGCUGGUGGACGAAGACCACCCUGUGGCCUACCGUGCAUGUACGAGCAACAAAUGCAGAAGAUUCUGGCACUCCGACGGGUGCAGACUCGGUGAUCCACUGAAGGCUUUCUGCGGGCGCGGGGUGGACAAGGAUGAUGCGUUUCCCAUGCUAGAAUGA
This is a messenger RNA of Aegilops tauschii subsp. strangulata, 705 nucleotides long. NCBI's taxonomy places the organism in Eukaryota, Viridiplantae, Streptophyta, Magnoliopsida, Poales, Poaceae. The record is from RefSeq and is a predicted model, not a curated record.